Messenger RNA from Mauremys reevesii (Reeves's turtle), 3570 nucleotides. Its product is annotated as zinc finger protein 345-like. Gene Ontology annotation, biological process: regulation of DNA-templated transcription. Lineage: Eukaryota; Metazoa; Chordata; Testudines; Geoemydidae. The coding region runs from base 22 to 1887 and encodes 621 amino acids. The record is from RefSeq and is a predicted model, not a curated record. The transcript has 3 exons.
AGAGCCCUCUACAGGGAUGUCAUGCAGGAGAACUAUGAGAAUGUGACCUCGCUGGAGUUUCCAGUUUUCCCACCUGAUGAGCUCUCUCAGCCUCAACAAGACAAAGACCCGUGGGUCCCAGAUCUCCAUGAUUCAGAGGAAAGCGAGAUCCUGAGCGGUACCUGCCCAAGGGAGGAAUCAUUCAGCCAAUUUGAAAUCUGUCCGUGGCUGAAGGAAACAGCUGGGAUUCCCGACAGAGACCUUGGGAGUUCUCCGAGUUCAGGAUUGUCCCCAGCAGAUGAUGGGAUGCCAAGUGAGAAGGAGGAGCACCAACCUCAGCAGGAAGAUGCUGAGCAAGAUGAACCACCCAGGACAUUAUUGCAAAUAUCUGAGGAGGACGAUUCCAGGAGUCGUGAGCAGAGAGAAGGACGUGAGAGUCAGCACAGGCCAGAGAGAAAGCAGGGAAAUCAGCCAAGGGAGAAAUUGAAUAAAUCCAUUAAUAGUUGGGGACCUCACAAAUACAUCAAGGAAACCACAGCCCAGCCGAAAAUCCAGGCAGGAGCGAGAAACAACACAUGCUCCGAGUGUGGGAAAAAUUUCAGUAGCCGCUCAGUUCUUCUUAAACAUCAGAGGAUCCACACAGGGGAAAGACCCUAUGAAUGCCGCGAAUGUCAGAAAAGCUUCACUCACAGGUCAUCCCUCAUUAAGCAUCGGAGGAUACACACUGGAGAGAGACCCUAUGCGUGCUGUGAGUGUGGCAAAAACUUCAUUGACCGUUCAGCUCUUAUUAAACAUCAGAAAUUCCACGCAGGAGAGAGACCCCAUGAAUGCAGUGAGUGCAGAAAAUGCUUUACCCAGAGCUCGGACCUCAUUACGCAUCAGCGAAUCCACACGGGAGAGAGACCCUAUGAAUGCAGCGAGUGCGGGAAAAGCUUCACUCAGCGAGCAUCCCUCAUCAAACAUCGGAGAAUCCACACUGGCGAGAGACCCCAUGAAUGCUGUGAGUGCGGGAAAACCUUCACUCAGAGCUCAGGCCUUGUUCGACAUCAGAUAAUCCACACGGGGGCGCGAUCCUACGCGUGCACCGAGUGCGGAGAAAGCUUCUCUCGGCGCUCGAACCUGAUCGUGCAUCAGAGAAUCCACACCGGGGAGCGACCCUAUGGGUGCUGCGAGUGCGGGAAAAACUUCAUUGACAGCUCAUCGCUUAAGAAGCAUCAGCGGAUCCACACGGGGGACAGGCCUUACGGAUGCGGCGAGUGCGGGAAAACCUUCACUCGCAGCUCAAACCUCAUCACACAUCAGCGAACCCACACAGGGGAGAGACCCUACGAGUGCAGUGAGUGCGGGAAAAGCUUCACUGACAGCUCUCUCCUCAUUAAACAUCAGAGGAUCCACACGGGGGAGAGGCCCUAUGAAUGCGGCGAGUGUCAGAAAAGUUUCACAGACAGCUCAGACCUUAUUAAGCAUCAGCGAAUCCACACCGGAGAAAAGCCCUAUGAAUGCGGCGAGUGCGGGAAAAGCUUCACUGACAGCUCAGACCUUAUUAAGCAUCAGAGAAUCCACACGGGAGAGAGGCCUCAUGCGUGCUGCGAGUGCGGGAAAAGCUUCACGCAGCGUUCGUGCCUUGUUAAACAUCAGCGGAUCCACACGGGGGAGAGACCCUACGCGUGCGCCGAGUGCGGGAAAAGCUUCGCUUGGCGCUCCAACCUCAUUGUGCAUCAGAAGAUCCACACGGGGGAGAGACCCUACGGGUGCUGCGAGUGUGGGAAAAAAUUCAUUGACAACUCGGCGCUCCUGAAGCAUCAGCGAAUCCACGUGGGGGCCAGACCUUAUGAAUGCGGCGAGUGCGGGAAAACCUUCACUCGGAGCUCCAACCUUAUUAGGCAUCAGAGGCUCCACACCUCAUAGAGGCGCUCUGGAUCAGUGGUCUCCAACCCGCCCGCCAGACGACGAGCCACGGAGGACCGUGGCGGCGGGACGAGCAUCCGCCGACAAGCAGCAGCGUGUCAAUCGGCGGCAUUUCACCAACACCUCUGCAUGAUGCUGCUUGUCGGUGGCCAGGACACGGGGCCACCUAGAUGCCCUGGCGGGUGCCAUGGCACCCAUGGGCACUGCACUGGGGACCCCUGCUCUCGAUGCUCUGAGCGUGGGGAAAAACAUCUAUCUGCUCUCAGCCUUUACUGAUCGGGCCAACCGAUUUUUUUUCUGCUGCUCUAACAUGGUUAGGGGUGAAGGGUUUAACCUUUAACUGUUUUUCUUUUCUUCUUCCACCCUUUUUCACACUACGAACUUUUUCGAACUUUUGCUUUUUUAACAUGGCUUGAGAACCCAGCUUCGUCUUUUACGUUCCUCGUGAUCUGCCUCGGUUUUAUUUGGGGAUUUUUUUUAGUAAGGCUGUAACUUUGUUUCCCCCUUUGCUGUUUUAAUUUAGACGCUUUUUGCCUCAGCCUGUGACGUUUUCGCUGACUAUUACAUACCUGCUUUUCCCUUGCCACGACUUGCGUGGCCCGAGUUACACUGCUGAUGCGGAGGGUACUUGGAUUUGACUUCCGGCUGGAGAGAGAUUUUUUUAAUUUUAUUUUUAAAUUGCUUUUUAAUUUUUGCCUUUAAUUCAUUCAUUUUUUAAUUUAUUAUUAUUGUGAUCAUCUGCUUACAGAGCUGCAGCGAUGUUGCAGGGCCGGAAAAGGCUUUACAAAAACAUUACCGUUCUCUUGUACAAAAUCAAUACGCGGUUUUAAAAUAUUAUUUUUAACUUUUAUUUUUAGGGAGUUUUUAUAUCUAUUUUUAACUUAACCAGACUCCCAGCCUGAGCCCUGAGUUCCAGUAAUGGAAAGUAUUCAUAAAUCGACUUGCUGACUAUGUCACAGGGAAAUUACAGGUCGCUACCCUACCCUGCAGUUCUUCCCUGUUGCACAGGAAACCAACCAACCAACCAUUCAUGCCGAUCAUCCCCUUCUCUCCACCACUCCUGGGUGGCUCGCCAAGUCUGUUACUCACGCGUUUUCGAACCCAAAGCACUGGUAACUUAACUGGUUCUUGUUAGGAAUAAAUUAAUGGGGAUGCAGCUAGUUUUGUUUCACAAAUGAUUGGCACAAACAAGAGUGCUUUAACUAAAACGACUGUCUAUAUCGUUAGUAAUAUAGGCAACGGUGCUUCAUGCUGCAAAGCUUUAGGACAAGGAUUAACCACACACAAGUUCAAUCGAAGGAGGGAGCUUUAAGGGGCUUUGAGGUUGUGGUUCAAACGCGAACAAUCAUUUGGUUUUGGCGCUGAACUGUUUAACAGCUCAGUGUGGAUCGCACGGCCUGGCUGAAAUUCUGGGAUUGAGAAUGGACAGCUGCCUCUGGGGGUUCCUGUUUUAGGAUUUAUGAGGGUUGGUGAUCCGUUGCAUUCAUUUCAUCAGCUGGCUAAAUUGAUAACAUGAUUGCAAUGCAAUAGCAUUGUCAACGCAUUGAUUUACUGAUUUUUGACUUUAACGUCCGUGUGGUCACCCAACGGUUAAUGGAGUCAUGGAUAGAGCAGUUUAGACUUAGCGAUGUGUGUUCUUGAUUUUGAAGUUGGUUUUUUUUCAGUUUGAAUAAAAUGUAUCAA